UGCCCUAUCCCCUCUCAAUCGCAUCCCCUAUUCCCUCUCCAUCCCAUUUCCAUCCCCUAUCCCCACUCAAUCCCAUCGCCUAUUCCCUCUCAAUCCCAUUUCCAUCCUCUAUCCCCUCUCAAUUCCAUCUCCUAUUCUCUCUCCACCUCAUCUCCAUCCUCUAUUCCCUCUCCAUUCCACCUCCUACUCCCCCUCAAUCCCAUCCUUUACUCCCUCUCCAACCCAUCUCCAUUCCCUAUCCCCUCUCCAUCCCAUCCCCUAUUACCCCUCCACCCCAUCCCCAUCCCCUAUUCCCUCUCCAUUCCACCCCCUAUUCCCUCUCAAUCCCAUAUUUUAUUCCCUCUCCAUCCCAUUUCCGUCCCCUAUCCCCACUCAAUCCCAUCCCCUAUUCUCUCCUCAUCCCAUCUCCAUCCCCUAUCCCCUCUCAAUCCCAUCCCCUAUUCCCUCUCCAUUCCACUCCCUAUUCCUUCUGAAUCCCAUCCUUUAUUCCUUUUCCAUCCCAUCCCCUAUCCCCUCUUCAUUCCACCCCUUUUCCCUCUCAAUCCCAUCCUUUAUUCCCUCCCCAUUCCAUCCCCUAUUCCCUCUCUGUCCCAUCCUCAUCUCCUAUUCCCUCUCCAUCCCAUCCCCUAUUACCCCUCCACCACAUCUCCAUCCUCUAUUCCCUCUCCAUUCCACCCCCUA
Molecule: messenger RNA, 681 nt
Organism: Rhopilema esculentum
Lineage: Eukaryota; Metazoa; Cnidaria; Scyphozoa; Rhizostomeae; Rhizostomatidae
Source: RefSeq, a predicted model, not a curated record